Messenger RNA from Esox lucius (northern pike), 1694 nucleotides. It is a transcript of the gene krt94, whose product is annotated as keratin 94. NCBI's taxonomy places the organism in Eukaryota, Metazoa, Chordata, Actinopteri, Esociformes, Esocidae. The transcript has 8 exons. The record is from RefSeq and is a predicted model, not a curated record. Gene Ontology annotation, molecular function: structural molecule activity. The coding region runs from base 90 to 1400 and encodes 436 amino acids.
CCGCUGCACACUCCCGAAGGCUGUAGCACUGUAACGGUCCACUCUGCUCUCUCCUCAACUCCACUGACCCGCAUUGGCAGCCAGUCAGCAUGUCAAUGUACGGAUUCCAACCAACCUUCUCCGGAAGCUCCAACACCAGCUCGCGCCGGGGCGUUUACGUGUCCGCCGCCCCCAAGGCCUUCAGCGUGUACGCGGGAGGCUCUGACGGCGGCACCCGCAUCUCCUCCUCGUCCAUGCGCACGGCCUCCUCCGGGUACGGCGGCGGCGCCGGCUUUGCGGGCGGCUCCGGCUUUGCGGGCGGCUCCGGCUUUGCGGGCGGCUCCGGCUUUGGGGGCGGCUUUGGAUCUGCAGGCGGCGGGGGCUUCCAGCUGUCCAGUGCCCUGGACGGCGGCCCCAUCCACCUGAAUGAGAAGGCCACCAUGCAGAACCUGAACGACCGCCUGUCCUCCUACCUGGAGAAGGUGCGCUCACUGGAGGCGGCCAACUCCAAGCUGGAGAUUCAAAUUAAGGAGUACUAUGAGAAGAAGGGCCCCGCGGCAGAGAGAGACUACAGCCACUACUGGGACAUCAUCAAUGACCUGAAGGACAAGAUUAACGGUGCCACAAUCAACAACGCCAACAUCCUGCUACAGAUUGACAACUCCAAACUGGCUGCUGAUGACUUCAGGACCAAGUUUGAGCAUGAGCUGAUGAUGCGCCAGUCAGUUGAGGCUGACAUCGCCAACCUUCGUCGCCUGCUGGACCAGACCACCCUGACCAAGGCCGACCUGGAGAUGCAGAUCGAGAGUCUGCAAGAUGAGCUGGCCUACCUCAAGAAGAACCAUGCAGAGGAACUGGCCGCCAUGCGUUCUCAGAUCACUGGAACCGUGAAUGUGGAGGUGGACGCCGCGCCCCAACAGGAUAUGUCCAGGGUGAUGGAAGAGAUCCGCACUCAGUAUGAGGCCAUAAUCGACAAACACCGCCGCGACCAGGAACUGUGGUUCAACAACAAGUCAGCCGACCUAUCUAAGGAAGUGGCAACCAGCACAGAGAUCAUCCAGACGACCAAGACAGAGAUCAACGACCUGAGACGCACCAUGCAGGGCCUGGAGAUCGAGCUACAGUCACAGCUCAGCAUGAAAGGAGCUCUGGAGAACACGCUAAGAGAGACAGACGGCCGCUACGGCUCCAUGCUAGCGGGCUUCCAGAACCAGAUCAACAUGCUGGAAGCAGAGCUCAACAACGUGCGCCAGAGCAUCGAGACCCAGGGCCACGACUACAAGAUGCUGCUGGACAUCAAGUCUCGUCUGGAGCAGGAGAUCGCCACCUACAGAAGCCUCCUGGAAGGAGAGGAGUCGAGGACCGGGGGCUCAGGGGGGUCGAAAACCACAGUCACCACCACCACCGUGCGCACCAGCUAGACUCCCUGCUCUGCUGAGGAACAGAAAGUACCACCCACAAACGCCGCACCCCAGUACAAACACAGAGAAGAGCCGUCACUUCAGGAGUACUGUGAAUGCAGAACGCCUCUCAUUCUGCUAGGGACUGUCAGACACCUGCCAGUGUGAUAUCUGCAUGUCAUAGAAAGCCUUACGUUCCACGCAGCCGAACUGAGUUUAGAAACAUAAAAAAACACAUUUGACGAUCAACUUGUGUAGCGAGUGUACGGCCAUCCUGUUUUUGACAAUAAAUGUGCAGGUGAAUAUCAACCGCUA